UCCCCCACCCCGAAUAACAGAACCCACGCUUUGCAAGCGGCGCUCCGAACUGUCUCCCACCGUAGUACCCAAAUGCGCUUUGGGAUGAUAGAAUUGGAGACUGCGCCCUCUCAAGCAAAUGGGGAAUCAUUCCGGGGAGGGGAGAGUGGGGUGGGAGAAAAAGCGAGUCUUGUGGAAAAAUUAUCCCCACCUUCUUUCUCCGCCUCCUUUGCCUCUUACGCACUUACACCUCUUUCCCGCCGCAGUCACUAGAGAAAAUAAACAUUUUCCUGACGCCUUUCCAGAGUCUGGGCCAAACCAUCCCGGGGGAGGGGCGUUUCUAGCGGUUUUUCUUUCUUUUUUAGGUCCAGGGCUGGGAUAAAGUUUGGAAAAAGCGACUCUCCUCCCUCUCUUCAUUCUCGUUCACCGGUCCGAAGGCUUCGAACGAAUUCCGGGGCUCCUUCGCUCAGUGCAGUUGAUGGCAGUGCCGGCGCGCGCCGGGAGCGCAACGCCCCGGGGACCGGAGCCCAAGAUGUGCAGGCAGAGCAGAGGCAGCGGCUGCAGCAGCUCCGGAGCUCGAAAGAGGAACGGGGACCGGCAGUGUCGUCCAUCGCUCGUGGCAAGUCUGCUCUCCUGACUUGCCUGCCGCCCUUUCCCCCCCGCCCCUCCCGGCGCUCCCCCAAAGAAUGUCAGCCAAGUCUAAGGGGACCACAUCCUCCUCCUCCGCCACCUCCUCGUCCCUGUCCUCUCCAGCCGAAGGAGUGCCGCCAGCUUCCAAAGCCAAGGUGAAGGACCAGAUUAAGAUAAUCGUGGACGAUUUGGAAUUAGUCCUGGGGGACCUGAAGGACGUGGCCAAGGAGCUGAAGGAGGUGGUUGACCAGAUUGAUACACUCACUUCUGAUCUGCAGCUGGAAGAUGAGAUGACUGACAGCUCAAAAACAGAUACAUUGAAUAGCAGUUCAAGUAGCACAACAGCAUCCAGUUUGGAAAAAAUAAAGGUUCAAGGCAGUGCUCCACUCAUCAGGGCUCCGCCCCAUCCAUCUGCUAUUCUAACAGUAUUAAGGAAACCCAAUCCCCCACCACCUCCUCCACGGUUGACUCCAGUGAAGUGUGAAGACACCCACAGGCCAAUUAUCUCUGACAAUCCUGUAAAGACUAAUGGGACUCUGCUACGAAAUGGAGGCUUACCAGGAGGACCUAAUAAAAUUCCAAAUGGAGAUACGUAUGGUAUAUCAAAUAAUAAUUUGGACAAAGUUCCGAUGCAACCUCUUAUGCACAGAUCUGAGAAAGACAGAUGUCCUCAGGCUGGAACACGGGAGCGGGUACGAUUUAAUGAAAAGGUGCAGUACCAUGGCUAUUGUGCUGAUUGUGACGUGCGGUAUAAUAUUAAAAACAGGGAGGUUCAUUUGCACAAUGAGCCUGCUCACAUCCCAGGAAAACCUCCUCAACAGUGUCCUCCCUUACCACCACCUCCUUCACCACUUCCUCCUCCCCCAUUAGAAAAUGGAGGGGUGGGCAUAUGUCCCAGUAAUAGCUUUCCCCCUCUCAGACCUGCAACUGUGCCUCCACCAACUGCACCAAAACCCCAAAAGACCAUCCUGAGAAAAUCAACCACAACAACAGUGUGAUUUUUCCCACCUGGAAAACUGUUUUUGCUUUUGUUUUUUCUUAUGUACAAACAUUGAAAAAAGGUAAAGAGCACUUUCUACAAAAGCAAUAAAAAGCCCAAAUAUAUUGCACCAUUUUGUUCUGUGAAGUGGCAAAAAAUUACCUGGAUAUCCCAGCCAAUGAGAAUAGAACAGUUCAUUCAAAGCAUCACGAAUGUUGCAUUAACACAUGUCCAGCUAUCUUGUUUUAGAGCUCCUUCAGGCUAGAAGGUAUCUUAACAUUUGACGACACUACAACCAGUUCUCCUAUGACAGAUUUGACAGUGCAACCUCCUUCAGGCAAUACUAAAUAAUAACAUGGACUCUCCUUAGAGCAUGAGCACCCUUGAGCCUGAGCACAACUGAUGAUUGGUGCCAUCUGCAUUAAUACACCGGCCUCAUUCAACAGCUAUGAGCUGAGUCCUGACAAAAGCCACAGCCUUAAGUACCAUGCACUCUGACAGAAGAAACAAAAGUCAGUUACUUUUCUGACCCAUUGCAGAAACAACAAUUGCCGAACAGCAUUCCUGUGAUCCAGCCAAAUGUGUUAAACAGAUGUAGCAAAAUGAAAGUUGGAAGCAGUUAAAUGGAUCAGGCAAUGCCGAUGCAUAUUGGGUAGAAGAGAAGGCUAUUAUUGUCUCCUGUGCAAAUUCAAAGCCAUAGAAGAGAGACAGUUGAUGCUAAUAUGCUUGGGAAAAAAGGUUGUUUCCUGUCCUUUGCUGAAACAAUUCAACUGUUACAGCAUGCAUCUCAAUGCACUUCUAAUAUUUGCACUGUCACUUUCAUUCAGGGGAAUGAUGUAAGCCAUCAUUUGCACAGAUGGCCACAUGAAAUUUUAGCCAACAAGAUGUAUGUUGAGGGUUUGAGAGCAAAAAAAAUUAAAUUAAAUUUGUGUACAAAAAUGAAGAAAACAUAACAUCAGUCCAUCACUUUGCAGCUGGAAUCUUUAAAAAAGUAAAUAGUUGCUCCUUAGAACUGAGAUAACAAUAAUGAUAACAAGAAAGCAUCAACAAGCUAACAUGGAUUUUAGAAUCAAUCUAAUUUUAAUACAUUUUUUUAUCAGUGUAACAACAAAGAAAUUGAUCGAGAUAACUGUUAUGUUCCUAAUGAAGACCGACAGAAACCUCCCAAUUACUAUAAAGGAAGAAAACAUGUUUGUAUUACAUAUUUGACACAUGACAUUUUUAUAGCUUCAUGGAAAAUGUAUCAGAUAAAUAGGCAUUUUCAGUUUAUUUUUCUAAAUAAAUGUGUUUGUAUCAUUUACAUUUACUUAUUUUUGCUGAUUUUCAUUACUCAACCACUAUUCCCUCUUUCAUUGAAAAGGGAAACAUAAAGACAAAAACCAAAACAUAGAUUUUGCCAUGCUAAAAUCAGAAUGAUUUGCAGACUGAAAGCUUUAUUAUAAAAUGUUGUUUGUAGAAUUAUAAAGUAUAUUUCUAUGGUAAAUACAUAUGGAAAGUAAGAAAGUCUGUAUUUUAAUCUUUACUUUCAAUACAUAGGUUAUUUUUACUAUUCUAAGGAAGUAUUUAGUUAGCAUAGCUUAUUGGGAAGUCUUAGAUAUGUUUAAUUAUGUUUGGUAUAGUUUAUAAUGAAGCUAUAUGUACAUAACACAAGACACGAUCCAGUACCUGAUCUCUGCAUGGUCAAAGGAUCUGAGGGUAGUAUAUAAUGCAGUUACUGCUAGUAUCCAUUUCCAAAAAUAAUAUCCAUAUAUUAGGCUUCUGCUCCAGGUAUAAAUAAUGUUAUACCACAGAUGGGACACAUUCAUAAAAUUAUUAAUCCAGUGUUCUGGCCUUUAGUUAGCUAGGAUAGCCUUUGUGUGCAGGUGAUCCAGAUUGUAGGGAUUGUGUGGCACUUUGGAUAGAAGAUAAUGGAUGUAUCAAUAGGCAUCCACAGAAACAUCCUGCUUUUGUCAGUGACCAAAGCAACAGGAAACUGCAAACUCCAUCCUUUUGGGAGAUGUAUGUGAUGUCAAAGGAAAUAUAAAAGGGAUCACUUCACUUUGAAGGUUUUGGGGUCAUAUAAAUUGGUUCCUUUCUGGUAUAAGCUUUUCUGUCCCUGCUGUUUCUAUUCCCAAGAAGAUCCCAUUCAAUUCCUUAGCUGUAAUCUAAAAACAGAUUGACACAGGACCAGUAUAUAGUAUCAUACCUACACUUUCUGCUUAUAAAUGAAGGGCUGGAUUUGGUUCCCAAUUUGCAUUUUAUUUUCAAGAAGACAAUAAAAUCAUUGCAUUGCCUCAAUUUUUUUUUUUUUUUUUUUUUGAAUCCAAAUCUUACAAUGGAUUUCAGGCAGCUUUACAAUUACCAUUUUUCUUCAUUGGAAGAGAGACAGGUGAAAGUCAAGUUAAUACAUCAAUGUGGCCCUUUCAUUUGACACAGAAAAUUCUAGUAUCAAUUCCCAAAUCAAUUUCCUUCAAAGUUAAAUUGGAAUGCAAAAGAAUUGAUUGUUACUUCAGAUAGUAUAUUUUAAGCCUUGAAUAUUUAUUUUCAUACAAUAUUAUUAAAAAAAACACAAAAGCAUGAUAUCCAAGAAUCCCUAAAUUCUAACAAAAGUCAACUUACUGCAAAAAUAGAAUGUAACACUCUGUGUGGCAAUGCAAUUUGAUGUUGUAUGUCUGGUUUUAGUUUUAGAAAAUAACUUUCAGUGUAGUUGGAUUCUUAAACAUAACACAUGAUACCUAGCAGGGAUUUAUUUCCAUGCUGUAACUUACAAUUCUUAUUACAUGUCAUUGUUGAAUGAAAUACAAUUUGGGGAAUGAGAGAAUGAGAAAUUGGGUAAGAUUGUCAAAUACAGUUUGCAAACAAGAAGAGUUGCUGUACUCAUUCAGUGCAGUAUUUUGUUAUUAGUUCAUAAAUUCCUUUGAUGCCAGAAUUGUUUUGAAUAAAAUAUAUAUUUUCCUUU
Messenger RNA from Crotalus tigris (Tiger rattlesnake), 4526 nucleotides. RefSeq names its product proline rich 16 (gene PRR16). Gene Ontology annotation, biological process: positive regulation of translation; positive regulation of cell size. The transcript has 6 exons. The coding region runs from base 666 to 1607 and encodes 313 amino acids. The record is from RefSeq and is a predicted model, not a curated record. NCBI's taxonomy places the organism in Eukaryota, Metazoa, Chordata, Lepidosauria, Squamata, Viperidae.